This is a messenger RNA of Notothenia coriiceps (black rockcod), 531 nucleotides long. Its product is annotated as carnitine O-acetyltransferase-like. Gene Ontology annotation, biological process: carnitine metabolic process, CoA-linked. The transcript has 3 exons. The annotation marks the transcript as partial. The record is from RefSeq and is a predicted model, not a curated record. Gene Ontology annotation, molecular function: carnitine O-acetyltransferase activity. Gene Ontology annotation, cellular component: peroxisome. NCBI's taxonomy places the organism in Eukaryota, Metazoa, Chordata, Actinopteri, Perciformes, Nototheniidae.
GCGUCUAGUGGCUUGAUAGAAAACAAGGAAGGAAGCCACGACAGCUCCCAUGAUAUCAGUGACGUGAAGUCUUUUCCGAUAGCAGAAGAAACCAAUGAGUCUCUUGUUUGCGGGUUAUCUGAUACGUCUAGAUAAGACCAACACAAAGUCGGUGUGGGCCAUCCAGAGGAGCAUCUUCACUCUUUGUUUGGACGGAGCCAUGCCUCAGGUCUCUGAUGAGACGUACCGCAGCUCUGCCGCUAUCCAGAUGCUGCACGGAGGAGGCAGCCAGUGGAACAGUGGCAACCGCUGGUUCGACAAGACGCUCCAGUUUAUUAUUGGAGAAGACGGGACAUGUGGUGCGAACUAUGAGCACGCUCCAGCUGAGGGCCCGCCGAUAGUGGCUCUGAUCGACCAUGUUGUGGAAUACACGAGGAAGCCAGACCUGGUGCGGACUCCCAUGGUGCCUUUGCCCAUGCCCCAAAAACUGCACUUCAACAUCACGCCUGAGAUCAAGAAGGACAUCGAGGAGGCCAAGCACGCCAUGGACAU